ACUGAUUUAUUGAUUGGUUUACUUUGACUCGUGAUUCAACCGCUUCCGCCACGAUGUUGAUGCAGAUGUGGCUCAAGCCUCUGCAGCUUUUGGUGGGCAUUGCCGCCGCUCAAGCAAGUAGCAACGACUAUCGUCACCCAAGCUUGCGCGUAGACAGUGGCAACUAUGGCCCAGCCUUGGAGGAAGUUCAUUACUACUAUAAACAAUGGCCAAUCGGCAUAGCCGUCAGCUCCAAUGGCACAAUUUUUACAACUUACACCAGAGGCUCUUAUGAAUACACUCUCGGAGUAGUGGUGAACAAGACAGCCGAGAGGCCGUAUCCCUCUUCCGAACUCAAUUUGCCCCCGAGCAAGCUCAACACUUCCUGGAAUGGGAUCGAUUUCGGUUCAGGAAACUCGAAGGCUUUCAUCAGCGUACAAGCACUAUACAUCACUCCUGCCAGUUCACGUCGACCGGAGACCCUAUGGGUACUCGAUACCGGACGUCCGACCGUCCACAAUGCACAAGGAGAACCGUCUAUGCCCUACGCGCAGCCAGGAGGUCCGAAACUGGUAGCGAUAUCACUCGCGAACGACACAAUUUACCAGACCUUCACAUUUGAUGCAAAAGUCCACUUUCCCGACAGUUAUCUCAACGACCUUCGCUUUGACUUCAACCCCAAAUUGUCGGGCACGUCAGGAGCUGGCAUUGCGUAUCUUGUAGAUAGCUCGAACGAGGGCCGGCCUGGUUUCAUCAUGGUGGAUCUUGGCACAGGUAAAGCUUGGAGGAGGUUAAACCAAGAUCCGUCGGUUCUUCGCGUGCAGAACGACGUUCCUUCGUAUCAGGGCCGCCCAAGCUAUUUGCGUCAAAAGGCAUCCCCAAUCACGUGGGAAAAGGAAGGCCUUGAUGGCGUUCAAAUCAGUCCUGAUGGUACGCGACUGUAUUACUCUGCGCUUACCUCGAAGCAGCUUUAUUCAAUCCCGACUGCAAAUCUGAGGGAGCAAGACACGAAUCCCCUUGCCGAGAUUCAAGCUCAUGCAAAUGUCUCCAGUCACGGGCAACGUGGCGGCGAUGCUAAUGGGUUUGAAGGAGAUUCCAACGGCUUGAUCUAUCAGCUGAUGCCCGAAUCAAACGCGAUCUACUAUUUCGACCCUCGCGACGGGAUGACCCACGGCUUUGUGAGAGAUGAGAGGAUGAUAUGGCCAGAUGGCGCAUCGAUGGCUACUGAUGGUUAUCUAUACGUGAACAUCAACCAACUGCCAUACGGGCCGGAUCGCAACAACGGCAUUGAUGCUCGAAUCUUUCCCGGAGUCAUACUGCGGUGCAAGGCCCCAGGAAACGGGACAAAGAUCACCUCUCUGUUUAACUAUUAGCGAAUUGGAUGUGUCCUAUCAGUAUACCGUCUCUCUUAAGCAGUCUUGACUGUUCUGCAAACAUGUUCAUCCCGUAGCAGCACGAUGUUGGUUUGUCGAUGUCGAAUCCAAGGU
Messenger RNA from Dissoconium aciculare CBS 342.82, 1466 nucleotides. RefSeq lists its product as uncharacterized. The transcript has 2 exons. The coding region runs from base 54 to 1352 and encodes 432 amino acids. The record is from RefSeq and is a predicted model, not a curated record. NCBI's taxonomy places the organism in Eukaryota, Fungi, Ascomycota, Dothideomycetes, Mycosphaerellales, Dissoconiaceae.